GGCUGCAGCCCCCUUCAGUGUCAGCGAGCAGCAAGGGGAAGUUCCGCCUCCCGUCUUUAUCCAAGGAGCUCCCAGAGACACCCAUCGUCAGCAUGCAGCUGGUGGCGAGGCUCACAGCGGCGCUGCUGUUGAUCUGGAGCAUCAGAGCAUCUGCGCUGCCCAGAGAGGACAAGUUCUCAGGACUGAGCAGCCUGGAGCAAACCAAAGCCCGGAAAGGCCUCGUCCUGAAAAUGCUGGCAGAUCUCCUGGACGGGGUGGACAUGGGCCACGACGCCACGGCAUCCUCCGAAUCGGACGAUUCGAUGGAGAGCAGGCUGGAGGAAGAGCACUCCGUGCUGGGACGGCUGUCCCAGAUCACUCAGCGAGACCGGAAAGCCCCCUGUAGGAAUUUCUUCUGGAAAACCUUCAGUGCUUGCUAAUGCCACCCCGCUUCCCGCCCCGGCUUCUAAGGCCUCGGAUCCGGGCCCUCUGACUCGCCUCCUGCUGCUGUGUCGGGUUGUCAACUGGUGGCCAGACACCAACCAGGCCUCUCCCGGCCCCUUGAGCAGAGGCUGAUGUGCAGAAAUCGCCAGCUGGUGCUUUCCAUGGUCUGGAGAGCCGGGGAAGGGCGGCUUGCUGGUUUCUGCAGACCAGCCGGCUGUACAAGGGACAGACAAGAGAGCCAGCCCAGGCCAAAAGCUGGCCGCGACCCCUCUCCCCCCCGCCCCCCGUGCCACCCCUGCUCUCGUUAGAGUAUGACAAACUCCUCCGACCUGCCAUUGUAAAGUAGCAUCUGCCCGUCUGUGGUUUCUUUUUCUUGUGGAGUGAUUCCUACUUUGGUCUGGUGAGGGUCCCAUUCACAAAUAAAAGCAUGGUCCUGAGGCGCCUUGGAAAUGCC
Molecule: messenger RNA, 877 nt
Organism: Hemicordylus capensis (graceful crag lizard)
Lineage: Eukaryota; Metazoa; Chordata; Lepidosauria; Squamata; Cordylidae
Product: somatostatin-1B-like
Exons: 2
Coding region: 93-419 (108 amino acids)
Biological process (GO): regulation of cell migration
Cellular component (GO): extracellular region
Molecular function (GO): hormone activity
Source: RefSeq, a predicted model, not a curated record